Messenger RNA from Eruca vesicaria subsp. sativa (arugula), 1188 nucleotides. The record is from the annotation of a GenBank genome assembly. NCBI's taxonomy places the organism in Eukaryota, Viridiplantae, Streptophyta, Magnoliopsida, Brassicales, Brassicaceae.
AUGCGUAUUAAAAGAGAGAAGGGAAGUGUUAAAGCGUGGUUGGUUUCAAUGAGUAAGGCACAAAAGUAUAUGCAGAGGCCACGUCACCACCAAUCUCUGAAGAAGCCCUUAUGUGUCGUUCUGACAGUUUCAGUGAUCAGCAUGCUUCUGAUAUGUACUCACCUCUUCCCACGAUAUGGCAAGAACUCUUCCUGUCAUGGUCUCUAUAGUUCUAGAGGCUGCGACAGUGCUCUCUCAGCGUUGCUACCGGCUCAUAUCAGGAAACUCACUAUUAAGGAGAUAGCAGCUCGAGCAGUGGUCAGAGACAUACUUAGAACGCCUUCCUCCCUAACCCAAAACUCCAAAAUAGCUUUCUUGUUCUUGACUCAUGGUACUUUGCCAUUUGAGAAGCUCUGGGAUGAGUUCUUCAAGGGUCAUGAAGGAAAGUUCUCUAUUUACAUCCACACGUCGAAAGAAGGUACAGUUCACAUCAGCCGUCAUUUUUAUGAUCGUGAAAUCCAUAGUGAUGAGGCUACUUGGGGAAGGACUUCAAUGGUUGAUGCUGAGAAGAGGUUACUAGUUAGUGCUCUUGAAGAUCCUGACAACCAACACUUUGUUCUUCUUUCUGAGAGUUGUAUACCAUUGCAUACUUUUGACUACACGUAUAGAUACUUGCUAAACUCCAACGUCAGCUUCAUUGAGAGUUUUGUGGAUCCUGGUCCGCAUGGGACUGGGAGACACAUGGAACACAUGUUACCUGAAGUUACCAAGGAAGAUUUUAGAAAGGGUGCUCAGUGGUUCACAAUGAAGCGACAACACGCCGUUAUAAUGAUGGCUGAUAGUCUAUACUACUCAAAAUUUCGCAAGUAUUGUGGACUAAGUAAGUCUGCGAUAGGGGGUGACAAGAACUGUACUGCAGAUGAACAUUACAUGCCAACAUUCUUUAGUAAAAUGGAUCCCAUGGGGAUCUCGAACUGGUCAGUGACGUAUGUUGAUUGGUCUAAACGAAGGAGGCAUCCAAAGACUUUCAGAGCACAUGAGAUUUCAUUAGAGUUUUUGAAAAGUGUGUCGCAUGGAGAUGAGCUGCAUUGGCCUUGUACAUGGAACGGGAUUACACGACCUUGUUAUCUGUUUGCGAGGAAGUUUCAUCCGGAUGGUCUCGACACAUUGGUCAGCCUCUUCCCAAACUACACAAGCACAGUUGUCUGA